AUGGAUAAUCGAAAUCGUACAACAAAUGUUAAAGGUGCUGCUUUUCAUAAACAAGCAAAAGAUAAUCUUCAAUCGAUAUUAGAUAAUUUUAUGGCAAUUAUUAAUCUUAUUCGAGUUGAAGAAACACAACCAAAUCAAAUAAAAGAUCAAUUACCAAGAUUAUUAACAAAUACAACAGAAGAUUUUGAAAUGCGUGUACGAGCUUAUAAUAUGGUUCGUGCUUUUGAAUCAUUACUUAAACUUGUUUCGGAUUUAAAAGAUCAAGCUGUAUUGUAUGAUUUCCGAGCUAUUAAUGAUGCUGUUAGAGCACAACGACAAAGAUUUAAAAAUCAACAAUCAGAUUUAGAUACGAAAUUAAUUAGUUUACGUGAUCGAUUAGCAUUAGAAAUGGUUAAAUUUGAAGAUGAAUAUGCAAAUAAAUCAGCUUUCAAAACUUUUAAAGAUUAA
This is a messenger RNA of Rotaria sordida, 447 nucleotides long. The record is from the annotation of a GenBank genome assembly. NCBI's taxonomy places the organism in Eukaryota, Metazoa, Rotifera, Eurotatoria, Philodinida, Philodinidae.